GGACAAGGCUCCGAAGAGCCGCGCAGCCUCACGACCACGAGGCACAAUGUCAUUGUGCAUGACCUGCCUAUUCCAGUGAAGGAUGACUUCGCCAAGCUGGUGCUCCAGGUUUUUCCACAACUGUGCCGAGUGGUUACCCUCCGCGGCUUCAGAAGCAGCCCUCUGGUCUAUACACGGGACGAAGGCAACAUAUGUGCGACGGCAUCUGUCAGCUGUAGUGAGAGUACCAAGACCUCGGAGCCGUCGACAUCCUUUUUAUCGGCGUGCUGCUUGCAGCUGACCACCAUGCGUGGGAAGCAUACGGGUUUCGUGCAACCGUGCGAGUGUGCCGCUCACAAGAAGCUUUUUUCGUCGACGCCGUCGUAUUCCUCGAGUUCUGUUGUAGCAUCCGCGGUGGAGAAGAAAAUGGAAGAUCUAGUUUCGCUUUCCGAAAGCUGCUCCUUUGCAGCUGAGCAUACAGUGAAAUUUCUUUUCGAGGCCGACGUGGUCGAUGAUCAUCAUGCCCCUACCUAUGGAUCUGCUCUUCAUCUCUCCAGCUCCUCCCCUGGUGCCGAGCCGGCGUUGCCCACAGGAUCAUCGUCAAGCUCCUGCACCACGACGACCAGGAGCUGGCACACGACUACAUCGGCAGGCCCCGAUGAAGUAGCUGUAGUCGCACCACCAGCACCAGAUUCACGACCCUCGAAGAUGCAGGCGGAUUUCUCUAAGUCCCUUCGGGAACAGAUUCCCUGCGCUAUGUUGGUGCAUGUGUCCACGACGAGGACCAUCCAACAUGGUACGAACAAGAACGUCAUGGACAGCUUAUCCUGUGUAAAUAAAACGUCCCCACGACCUCCUCCCCAGAGUCAAAAUGGGAAUUUUGCAACAAAGAGAAAGAUGCAGGAGCUUUGAUGGGAUCUAUCUUCCAGGACCUUUGACAACUUUCUUCAUCUGGUAUUGUACUGCAAAUGUAAAUAGCAAGGACAAGUAGAGCCCCAUUACGAAGCGAGCCAUAUUCUUAUCCUGUCCACAGCUUCUUCCCCCGCUGAUCAGUCCCUGUUCCGACCCGACGUCGAGAGGGUUUAGAGGGUUUAAAGGGUUUGCUGGGUUUUGUUUUAGGGUUCCUAUUUGAUCUUAUCCUGCUUACAGCAUUUACAAAUGAAAAAAUGCCAAAGCGCUAGCUACAAAUGCUUCUCAUGUUGGUUGGGAUGCGCGUUUGCAUUUAAUGUUUCUGUCCGUGUAGAUGAUGCAUGUCUGGUGCAUGACAACUCUGAAGAUGGGGUGGGGAGGAGGUUUUUACACAUGAUCUUACAACUGCAUCAGCAGUGCGCCGCCUGCUUCGAAGGAGACCGAGAUAAAAUACGGGGAUCUUCCUGCCGACGAGCUUCCUGCGUUUUUUGUCACUGAUGUGCGGUGGCACAAGACGAAAAUUGAGGCGCGGCGUGCCGCAGAAAGGACUGUAUAUGCGCUACGAGGUCCAAACACAAAUCCUGUUACUCGGGUCGCCGCCGACUAUGUUGAGCCGCUUGUGCACCCCCCGGAGUUCCACAUUGACAACAGAAGCGUCCUCCAACCGCCUCCUGGCGAGCAAGAGCAUCUUCAUCACGUUGUUGAUCCAGCACUUGAUAGCUCCACCAUUACCGAGAAGCCCUCGUCGACCAGUUUCACCUGUCUCGCGGGUGGCGGCGGUGCUGGCAGAAGACUGGGCCUGAUGUGCGAUGGAGGUAGUAGAACAAGUGGACGAGGACCUCUCGGUCCCGGCGAUGAAAACACGACCGCUAGGACCACCCGCACUGCCCAAGAAGCACAACCUCGCGCGUUGUCGAUGUCCGUCAACAAGCCAUCGGCUGCGAUCUCGUCGUCCGCUAGCGACGAUUCAACGGCUGCACGACUCGACACAGGAUCUCGUCGAUCUCCCACCGUCGAUAAUGCGCUGCCGCAAGGGCCGCCGCGGGAGCGCGGAUUAUGUGAGGUUGAGGAGAACGACGAGCAAGACCAUUGUAGUACGGGAACAAGGACUAGCCCCUCCUCGUCCGCAGCGAAAAGAAGUUUGUGUACCUCCACAACUACGACUGGCGACGCCACUAGCACAGCACGAACAAGAACACAGUCUGCUGCUUCUGCUACUUCUUCGACCUCUUCAGUCACUGUCAACGAAGAAGUCGAAGUAGGCAGGCAGGAAGAUGUCGACCCAGGUCCGCAGCAUCAUGAUGAGGCCGCAACUUUGAUAUCUCCGGAGGACCUCAAGAUUUCGCAUGAUAAUCAUUGUCGCACCGCGACGGACGGAUGA
Amoebophrya sp. A120 is the source of this 2269-nucleotide messenger RNA. Lineage: Eukaryota; Dinophyceae; Syndiniales; Amoebophryaceae. The record is from the annotation of a GenBank genome assembly.